This is a messenger RNA of Aphanomyces astaci, 556 nucleotides long. RefSeq lists its product as hypothetical. The transcript has a single exon. The coding region runs from base 65 to 508 and encodes 147 amino acids. The record is from RefSeq and is a predicted model, not a curated record. NCBI's taxonomy places the organism in Eukaryota, Oomycota, Saprolegniomycetes, Saprolegniales, Verrucalvaceae.
GCCAAGUUACCCGAGGUAGCAGUUUGCCUUUUGCGUGAUUCCACCGACCACCACCACGACGUAAAUGAAAAACAUAUUCCGGUCGUUUGAAGCACAGCGACCGUCGCUGCCGUCGACGCCGCUGCCAUCAACAAGACCCCAGCAAUACCAACCGUCGCUCCAUCUUUCCAAGGCAGACAUCUCGGCCAUGUUUCUCCUAGACGUUCAACAACCAGACCAUCAUCGGAGGCAUUCGCUGGUGCAUGAUGAGCGCCGCCGCCGACAUAGCCUCCAUCCCCCACGACCUGCGAGCAACCUUCGAAGCAACAAAGAGAAGCUGCCAUACGAAAUGUACGGUGACAACUUGGUGGAUGACGUCCACAUGUCGAAAAAACCUCAACACCACACUACAAGCCUCGCCAAUCGACCAAAAGUAGUGCUCUUCGACGCCACAAUCUUCACCGACUCGGAAUCACGUACUGACCAGAGCAGUAUGCGGCACUCGAUGCCGUCGCAAUUUUGCUACUAAAGCGAAACUCUUUACCCUAACUUAAUCGAACGUUAUGCAUGAGCGUAA